GUUUGGAGGUUGCCAGGAGAACGCUACAUUUCGGACUGCAUUGUGCCGAGUGUGAAAUUUGGUGGAGGAGGAAUUAUGGUGUGGGGUUUGGCCCCUUAGUUCCAGUGAAAGGAACUUUGAAUGCUCCAGGAUACCAAAACGUUUUGGACGAUUCCAUGAUCCCAACCUUGUGGGAACAGUUUGGACCUCACCAAUGCGCUUUUGGAAGAAUGGUGGAAAAUUCUUAUGAACACAUUCCGCAACCUUGUGGACAGCCUUCCCAGGAGAGUUGAAGCUGUAAUAGCUGCUAAGGGUGGACCCACAUCAUAUUGAACCCUAUGGGUUAGGAAUGGGAUGGCACUUCAAGUUCAUAUGCUCAGUGGAGGUUUCUCGCAGGAGUCCGGUGGCCUCAUGGCUGUGUGCCAUGCUCUACUGCUUUGGGAGUUACAUUCUGGCCGACAUCAUGCUGGGAAGCAGCCCACUUGACUACUUCCAACACAACAGCCACAUCCUGCUAGCCUCUGCUGUCUGGUACCUCACCUUCUACUGCCCGCUGAACCUCUUCUACAAAUGUGUGGCUUUCCUGCCCGUCAAGAUGGUGUUGGUCGCCCUGAAGGAAGUCGUCCGUACUCGCAAGAUCGCCGCCGGCGUCCAUCACGCCCACCAUGCCUACCACCAUGGCUUCUUCAUCAUGGUCAUCGUCGGCUACAUUAAAGGGUCUGGAGUGGCUCUCAUUUCCAAUUUUGAGCAGCUGCUGCGUGGCGUGUGGAGACCUGAGAGCAACGAGAUCCUCAACAUGUCAUUCCCUACCAAAGCUAGUCUGUAUGGAGCCAUCCUCUUCACCAUGCAGGAGGCUCACUGGCUGCCGGUGUCCAAGGGCGUCCUCAUCGUCGCCUUCACCCUCUUCAUGGCCACAAGCAAGGUGUGGAUGACUGCCCGCCACUCUCACGGCUCCCCCUUUGCUCUCAUCGAGUCUUGGGUUUGCCAUCUGCUCUUUGGCUCCCCACUGGGCGGCUCUGAGGAAGACCAUCAUCAUCAUCAUCCCCCGGCAGCAGCAGUCCCGUCAUCGCUCAAAAGCAAGGAGGAGCUGAGCGAAGGCGCUCGCAAGAGGAAGGCCAAGAAAGCAGAGUAGAAAAACAAAGCAGCGCCAUAACAACGACGGAACCGCGUCUGACUCGCCAACAUGGCCUCCACUUGAUUACGCCCCUAUUUUCCUCGCCAGCGAAAGAGGCGCUUUCUAGUCGAGCCCAACGGUGCGUUUUUUAUUUAUUUACAUUUUCCAAGGACUGUGUAAAUACAACCAUCCACUCCUCCACCCUCCCUGGACAUUUUAAAGCUAUUUUUAUUAUUCCCAUCCAUGCUCCACUCUGCGUGGGUGUCCACUUUCUGGCACCGCAUGGUCCAUACCGGAGUGUCAGUGGUCCUCUUUGAGUCCAGUUCACUUGUCUCAGAGCAGAAAGAAAUUUAGGAAUCAGACAAAUGUGGAGAAAGUAUUCUGCGAUAGAAUAACUUUUUACUUUAAAGCUGACGAGUAAUCUACGGAUUUGAAUAAAAUGAAAAGAAAUGUUUU
Entelurus aequoreus (snake pipefish) is the source of this 1549-nucleotide messenger RNA. It is a transcript of the gene tmem38a, whose product is annotated as transmembrane protein 38A. Gene Ontology annotation, molecular function: identical protein binding; potassium channel activity. Lineage: Eukaryota; Metazoa; Chordata; Actinopteri; Syngnathiformes; Syngnathidae. The coding region runs from base 329 to 1111 and encodes 260 amino acids. The record is from RefSeq and is a predicted model, not a curated record. Gene Ontology annotation, cellular component: membrane. The transcript has 6 exons. Gene Ontology annotation, biological process: potassium ion transmembrane transport.